Messenger RNA from Haemonchus placei, 1218 nucleotides. Lineage: Eukaryota; Metazoa; Nematoda; Chromadorea; Rhabditida; Trichostrongylidae. The record is from the annotation of a GenBank genome assembly.
AUGGAAAGCUUAUGCUCCGGUAACAGCGACGGCGACGCCUCAGAAACAACUCGAACAGUCUUCGUUUGUGGAUUUGUGGCCAAGCGAUGGCACAACAGUUCACUACAAGCCAUCAUCCAAGAUUUACUCCCGGAAUACUACGUGGCAAGCAAUGGUGAGAGCUGGAACGAAAAUUCGGCAACACGAUCGCUACUUACAAACGCUGAAGCAAUGCUUUUCUUCGUGAACGAGUUUACCCUCGGAGACAAGAACUGUUUGAUGAUACUACAGUACGCAUGGCAUAUCAUGGUGCCCUUGAUCAUGCUUCGACCUCCACGCACUAAGCUUGUCAUCUGCAAACGAGAACAGACUCAUAACAAUAUUAUAGUUGCAGAGAAUGGUUCUAUAAUAAAAGGAACGCAAAAUCGAUGGUCUCCGAUAGACGAUUCACAUACGGAAAGUGUCGAUUAUAAUCUAAUGCAAGAUAUCCUUCACGAGGGUUACAAAUUAUCGAUCGUCUACGAUCGUCUAGACCACCCUGGUUCGAUGACGAAAAUCAUCGAGAGACUGCAGCAAGUUAUGAGUUCUUCACUUCGCCGUGGCUCCCGACAAACACCGGCAUUCUACUUGUCUCCAACAAAUGGUCCUGAACUUAUAGAGCGCGCCUUUUAUGAUGGAGAGAUUACGACUGAAAGAGCAGAGAAGUAUUGCACAGAGCUAAUGGAACGCCAGAACCGAGUAACUCGCAGCUUGGGGAACCUCAAAGACAACGCCGAUACAAAUUUCUCGAGGAAACCAUUUUCACCCACAAGUAGAGGAUUUACCAACAAAUACUUCGAGAUCCCACCCCUCGACGCGAACAAGGACAAUGAAGGCAACACCGCUAACAGUCAUCAAUUAGCAACAAACUCGACAAAUCACCCGCCUUCGACUGCCAGCAGAACUUCAUCGCGGGAUGGAAGAAUGAGUUCGGGAACUCUUGAUGAUCUCAGUAACUUUCAAGAGACGCAAUACCUCGUGUUCCCAAUUCAAAGCACAAGCGGCAAACCCAAGCUUAUCAAAUUUCCAGAAGAUUUAAUGGAAGAAAACGGACAACACGAUGGCAGUGUAUGGGGAUCAGAGACAAGUCUUGAAGACAAUUCUGAGGUAGCUAUGACGAUAAAUGGCGGGAUUUCGAUAGAUGAUAAUGAAGAAGGAUCACCAAUAGGAUCACCUGCUCCAUAUAUCGGAGAUCUGUGA